Messenger RNA from Guyanagaster necrorhizus, 646 nucleotides. Its product is annotated as yippee-domain-containing protein. NCBI's taxonomy places the organism in Eukaryota, Fungi, Basidiomycota, Agaricomycetes, Agaricales, Physalacriaceae. Bases 92 to 529 code for a protein of 145 amino acids. The record is from RefSeq and is a predicted model, not a curated record. The transcript is spliced from 6 exons.
CCUCUUUUAGUCACCACCGCUUCGUUACUUUGGGGCCCUGAUUCAAACGACCACUCUCCACCGUUCUUUGGUGCUUUUUGGAUGUAUCCAUAUGUCUUCGACAAUAAAUUCAGAUACUAAAACUCAAGUAAUUCAAACAUACGAUGGGCACCCCACGUACUCCUGCGCGAAGUGUUCUGCUGUCAUAGCUCUUCAGGAUGAACUUAUUAGCAAGUCUUUCUCUGGACGUGAUGGACGAGGAUAUCUGAUGUACUCGGCGACGAACGUGAAGCUCGGAAAGAAGGAAGAACGGCCACUUCUGACUGGCGUACAUACCGUUGCUGACGUACACUGCCUGGGCUGCAAUGAUAGGCUUGGUUGGUACUAUCACAAAGCAUCCGAUUACUCUCAGAAGUACAAGGAAGGUAAAUAUCUGCUUGAGCGAGAGAAGCUGAUCAAGGAGAACUCGUGGACACUAGAUUCGGAGGACAAGUCGCUAUCUUCUGAAGGAUCUCCUGUGACCUUGAGCGCGCGCAGAAAUAAUUUGUAACUUCCAUUGGGAAUUGUAGUACCGUCGGCGAAUGUUGGGGUGGUAAGGUCCAGCAGGUAGUAGGGAUUAUCCUGUUUCGAGAGUUGUCAGAUAAAUCACUUGACAAAUGAGGUUGCU